CAAAGCGAAAGGAAGAAACAAACAGUUGAGCUGUUGAGGCAUUGUCUAAUUUCUCGAGUGAUUUCUCCGAGAAACAAAAAAAGAUGGGUGAGAAGCCAUGGCAGCCACUACUCCAGAGCUUCGAGAAACUAUCAAAUUGCGUCCAAACUCAUCUUUCCAAUUUCAUCGGCAUCAAGAAUACUCCUCCUAGUUCUCAAUCCACAAUCCAAAACCCAAUCAUCUCCUUGGACUCUUCUCCGCCAAUCGCAACAAACAGUUCCAGUCUUCAGAAACUUCCUCUCAAGGACAAGUCUACUGGUCCUGUGACUAAAGAGGAUCUCGGGAGAGCUACAUGGACGUUUCUUCACACUCUUGCUGCGCAGUAUCCAGAAAAACCAACAAGGCAGCAAAAAAAGGAUGUUAAAGAGCUGAUGACGAUACUUUCCCGAAUGUAUCCUUGUAGAGAAUGUGCGGAUCACUUCAAAGAAAUCCUAAGAUCGAAUCCCGCACAAGCUGGAUCUCAGGAGGAAUUCUCACAGUGGCUUUGCCAUGUACACAACACCGUAAAUAGAAGGUAAACUGAAAGAAGAUUAAUGUUAGUGUAGCGAGAAUUGAAUUGAAAUUUAUGAUCCAUAUGUCUCUAUGUGUGAUUCUAAAAUUGUUUUGAAGUUUGGGGAAAUUGGUGUUCCCUUGCGAGAGAGUGGAUGCAAGAUGGGGCAAGUUAGAGUGUGAGCAGAAAAGUUGUGAUCUCCAUGGAACUUCUAUGGACUUUUAGACCCAUUUAUUAACUACACUUAUACUUGUAUGGAUAAUAUCUCAUUUAUGAAAUUUAUAUCAAAAGAAAAGGUAUAUAUCGAUCUAUUCAUAAUCCUUUUCAACGAAAGACUUGAAAAAAUAGAGCUUGUUGAUGGAUAUGUUUCGACUGAUCAUUGAUAUUUGAUAGUGC
This is a messenger RNA of Arabidopsis thaliana (thale cress), 925 nucleotides long. RefSeq names its product Erv1/Alr family protein (gene Erv1). The record is from RefSeq and is marked reviewed. Gene Ontology annotation, molecular function: flavin-dependent sulfhydryl oxidase activity; thiol oxidase activity. Gene Ontology annotation, cellular component: cytoplasm; mitochondrion. NCBI's taxonomy places the organism in Eukaryota, Viridiplantae, Streptophyta, Magnoliopsida, Brassicales, Brassicaceae. The transcript is spliced from 5 exons. The coding region runs from base 84 to 557 and encodes 157 amino acids.